This is a messenger RNA of Chenopodium quinoa (quinoa), 572 nucleotides long. RefSeq lists its product as uncharacterized. Bases 147 to 392 code for a protein of 81 amino acids. The record is from RefSeq and is a predicted model, not a curated record. Gene Ontology annotation, cellular component: mitochondrion. The transcript has 3 exons. Lineage: Eukaryota; Viridiplantae; Streptophyta; Magnoliopsida; Caryophyllales; Amaranthaceae.
GAUCCUUUGGAGGUUUUUAACGUUUAACCUCGUCUCUCUCUCUCCAAAAUCUCCACACUCUAUUGAUACUGCAUACUCUGAAAUUUACAUAGAAGCAGCAUCUGAGCUUUCUCUCCUCCAUUGAAGCAGCUUAUAAGCAGGUCGUCAUGGGUGUCACUCUUGAUUUACAGGCUUUUAUUCUUCGUGCUCGAGUAUUGAAGCUGUAUAGAGAAGCACUGAGAACGGCUAGGCGAGCCCCUUGUCAAUCCAGAGUUGAAUUGCAGCAAACAAUAAGGCAAGAGAUAGAGAAGAACCGGGAUUGCCAGGACAAGCAGAAGAUUCGUUUCCUGCUAAGUGAAGGGAAGGAGAGAGUGAAACGCUUAGAUGAGAUGCUCGAUAUGCAAGGUUGCUGAGAAUGUUGACCAUUCAUUGCUUUGGGGGAAAUGUUCUAUUACAAGAGGAUAUAAUUAAAUCACAAAGCUCGUUGGCUUGCUGGCUACCUAAUGUACUCACUGUGGUGGUUCAGCCAUGAUCUGUUGACUGUUAUAAUCUUUUUUAAAUGAGGAUAUAUAUGUGGAAUACGUUGCAAGAAA